Molecule: messenger RNA, 477 nt
Organism: Cotesia congregata
Lineage: Eukaryota; Metazoa; Arthropoda; Insecta; Hymenoptera; Braconidae
Source: the annotation of a GenBank genome assembly
AUGAGCGUCAUAGCAAAAGGAUUUGUUAACUUAUUUCGUUCGCAAAUAGGAAAAUCAAUAGAAGCAUCAAACGCAUGGAGUCUUACAAAAUCAUGUGUCAACAAUGCAUUCACUGGUUUCGCAGAAUUCAAAAGAUUUGGCUCUUCAUUAUUUCAAAUGCAUAAAAAGGGCCCGCAUUGUAAAAAACGUAACAAGCAGAGACCUUUCAAUGGAAACCCUUUUGCAAAAGGUGUUGUUCUCAAAACCCUUAUAAAAAAGCCAAAGAAACCAAAUUCAGCCAACAGAAAAUGCGUACUUGUAAAACUAUCCAACGGAAGAGAAAUGGUUGCUUACGUUCCAGGUAUUGGUCAUAAUCUACAAGAACACAACAUCGUACUUUGCCGAGUAGGUCGAUUAAAAGAUACGCCUGGAGUUAAAAUCAAAUGCGUGAGAGGAAAAUAUGAUUUGCCACAUGUGAUAAAACCCGAACAGAAAUAA